GUUCCUUUUGUUUUCCUUGUAGAUAGCAGUGAAGUACCUGCUGUCCACCAGUUUCUUCAUUUAACUUCCCCUUGGGGUCAGCUGCUUGCCAACAUGCCUUCAACCGAGAACACCUCAAAACUUUUCCUGAUCCUCGUGUCGCUGCUGCUGGUGCUGCCAGUAGUUGAAGCCCUGGAUGCAGGAGAUACCAUUGCCUUCCUCCUGGGCCUCGCUGUCAGUGUUGUUGGAUUCUGCGCCUGCCUUGGCUUGUACGCAAGGAGAAGGAAUGGGCAGCAGUGACUUCAAGAACAUGCUCAGAUGAAGUGAAUGUGUGAGCACAGCUUGGGGUUGGGUGUAAGACUGAGCUUUGGUUCUGGAUAACUUUCAAAAAAAUAUGUAGUAGAUAUUUCUGCUAACCCCUCUUACUGUUCAGUACAACAGAGUCAAGACGGUACAAGACUACUAGUAAAAGGGAUUUGUAUGAUCUGUCCUUAUUACAAAAAGAUAAUAGUGAUUAACUAUUGCCUUAGAGAAGGGUAAAAUACUUUUUGAAUGAGGAAGUAAAACUACAGAGUGGCUCACAGUAAAAGUUUAUAAAUUUAGCAUGUGAGGGAGGCCAUCAACAAGUUCCAUAAUUUUGGUUUCAAUGUUUAAUCAGGAGGAAGCAGCUAUUAAUCUUCCAGUCAAGAUGACAAGAGUUUUGAAAUUAGUCCUAACUAGAUAGCUAGCGAGCAGACUGCUCUAACUUGUGUGCUCACGCUCACAUUCUCUGUAAUGACAGUUAACACCUAACAGCUCACUUCUGCUGUCACAUGGAUAAGACUUAAGAGAACUAAGGAAACAUGAAAGGCUUUUUUUUUCUUUUAGAGUAUUUUUAGAGUAUUUUUAUUUUAAAAUAUGCCACUCCUGUAGCCUGUGUUCUUACUACCAAGUAGAUACACCUAAGAAUGAGAUCACCAUUUUUACCUAACAUGUAUUUCACAGAAAAGCUAUGUAAAUCAGAUUAGGAAUAUGGGCUUUGUCUCUUGGUCUCUUGUUUAUUUUUUGUACUCAGCUUUUUUCUAGGCACACCAGAUUUAAGUCUUAGUUCAAUUCGUGUUUACACUUUUUUCUCCAAAACUGAAGACUUCACUAUUUUGAUGAGGAAUUCUGUGUAUUUCUGCAUUAGAAGGUUAUUACAACUGUAACAAGACCAUUGUGCACAUGUUUCUUUUGCAAUGUAGAAAUAACUUGCUAAAAUCCUGGGUUUAGUCAGUUAGUCCAUUGUUCUUGUGUAUUCCUCGUGACAAACCUAUGUUGCUAGCUAAACAUUUAGGCUUCCCUAACUGAUGCAUAUGACUUCCACAAGAAGAUUAGGACCAAAACCAAAGUAAAAAAUCCUGGUGCAAAAUGGGAGAUGGAAAUAGUCUUAUUCUAUUCAUGUUCAGUCAGAUUGUGUGGUAUAUGGUUGAAAGACAGUAGUGUGUCUAGGACCUGUUUCUUUAAGUACCAAAGGUGAAAUGGCUCAGCCGAGAAUGUCUGCCACAAGUCUCUCUGACUUGUUAGGGUGUUCCAGCUUGAGCCAAGGAGCACAAUCUGUAACAGCAGCAGAAUAAGGAGCACAGGAAGAUGAGCUCUCCGCAGCUCAAAGAAUUUCCUUCUGAUCUUGUGCUGUGGACACUGCCACUCUUUGCUAGAAAUCUUGGCUUUUAUCUCUCAGAGUCGUGUGUUUUGAUACUAUUCUUCCAUUUCCUCUGUGCCUCUGUUCAGUAGAGCACAAAGUGAUGGCUAUGGGCAGGUCUUAUGUAAGUAAUUGGGUGGGCAGAUCAUGUUCUCUAGAUCCUGAUUUCAGCAUGUGGUUUUUGGAAGAAAGGGACAGAAUGCACAAUUACUAUGUAGAAAUGAAAUUUACAGCCCUAAGAGGCUGUUAAUUUCCCCUUCAGACAGAAGUAUCACCUUUGAAAGCUGCCUAGCAGCAGUAGAUUAUCUGGUUAGUGAUAAUUCAGCUGGGUGGGUGCAAGCUCAGAUUGAAGUGUGAUCUUUGAAGUUCCAGUUUAGCUAAACAAAAAAAAGAAAAAGAAAAAAAAAGGCAACAAACAAACAAAACAAAAAUGCCCAAUAAAACCCCCCACAAAAUUGCUACUAUUCACUUUAUAGUUUCCAAACUUAAAAAAUGUUGCCAUUUUUUCAGUAAAAUAUUAAGUCUUUCAAUAGAAUACAUUUUAACACAAACAGAUUUUCACAGACUCCUUUAUCUAUACCUUAGAAAAGAUCCCUAGCAAUAGUUUCACAGAAUUGGGCAACAGUUUCACUGCAGGAGAACAAAAUUGUAACACAGUUAAUUAUGUUCAGGCAACAGGGACAUGAGACAUUAUAUUAUUUGCCCAAAGCUGUAUGUACUUCAUUGAAAGGUGUUUGCACAGCAUAAUGGCUUUGUUUGCUGGGUUCUGAUAGAAGCUUUAUUGUUAAAGACUUGCAUUUGUCAAUUACUUGAGUGCAAAAUCAGAUACCCCUGUUUUUCCUGUCUUAAUAAACUUUGAUGUAUGAUUUGUCAACAG
Passer montanus (Eurasian tree sparrow) is the source of this 2516-nucleotide messenger RNA. It is a transcript of the gene SMIM30, whose product is annotated as small integral membrane protein 30. The record is from RefSeq and is a predicted model, not a curated record. The coding region runs from base 94 to 279 and encodes 61 amino acids. The transcript has a single exon. Lineage: Eukaryota; Metazoa; Chordata; Aves; Passeriformes; Passeridae.